This is a messenger RNA of Cydia amplana, 6546 nucleotides long. RefSeq lists its product as uncharacterized. The transcript is spliced from 25 exons. Gene Ontology annotation, cellular component: cytoplasm; nucleus. Gene Ontology annotation, biological process: RNA methylation; piRNA processing; siRNA processing. Bases 127 to 6429 code for a protein of 2100 amino acids. The record is from RefSeq and is a predicted model, not a curated record. Gene Ontology annotation, molecular function: O-methyltransferase activity; RNA methyltransferase activity. Lineage: Eukaryota; Metazoa; Arthropoda; Insecta; Lepidoptera; Tortricidae.
AAACAUCAACAAAAACAUAUGAACAUCAACAUGUCAGUGCAAUAGUUUUGGCAGAAAUUCUUGCAAUAUAAUUUAUAAUAAUACUUUAAUUCCAUUACAAAUCCCAAAAUCUUAUAAUGCUGCAUAAUGAUCAUAGCAUUGCAGAUGCUGAUUAUUUUCCGUGAAUCCAUUUUGGCCCUUUUGAAUGGAUGGCUGCCUCCGUUUUUCAAUCAACUGGUUAGGAAGUUGAGUGAUAACGGGCUGCAUGUGAAAGAAGAAAUCGAUGACCAGGUUUAUGCAGACCACGAUGACGAAUGUGGAGUGGUGUUCUUCCCGCCGGUGUACGCUCAACGGUAUGCAGCAGUCUGCGAUUGCCUUAUGGAUGAACAGUGGUUUGGCAGGUUAGAAAAGGUCUUAAAUAUAGGGAAGCACUAUGACAUACAUUUCUUGAGAUAUCUAACUGAAGUGGCGGGAGUAACACAAAUACUUGGUCUAGAUACAGUACACUCUCUGAACUGUACCUGUGAUUUUCGUGAUUUAUCAUUAAAUUAUUUAGAAAGAUGGGAAAAAUCAUUGCAAAUUACUCUACUCCAAGGAAAUGCGGCUGACCCAGACUACCGGCUUAUUGGCUGUGAUGCAGUCAUUGCUAUUGAGAUGAUACAAAAACUGUUGCCGCAUGAUCUAGACAGGCUCAUUCACAAUGUGUUUGGGUUUGUCAAGCCUUGGGUUGUCCUGUUUACUACGCCUAACGCGGAUUUUAAUAGUCUUAUGAAGAAUUUGGACAAGAAUGGACUGAGACAGUCGGAUCAUUACUUUGAAUGGACCAGAGACCAGCUGCAUGAUUGGUGCAGCAACAUUGUAAUGAGAUACCCAGAAUACAUGGUCAUGUCAAGAGGCAUUGGCCCUGGGCCUCCUGGCACCUCUCACUAUGGCUGCUUUAGUCAACUUGUGCUCUUCAUAUCAAAACAUUAUUAUAAGAAGAAGGAACUCAAUGUUAACAGCUUGGUGAUGGUUUCAAAUCUCCCAGAGCCUGAACAAGUAAGCAAGAUUGGCUGGAUAUCACCCAAAAAUGCGAAUAGUUCGUGUAGCACGUUCCAUGGACUACUCGAAGCUGAAACUUCAGAGUUUAGCUCCAGCCAAUACUCGUCUGAUACUGAGCCAUCAAGUUUCACAUCUUUGACUAUUCAGACUAUAGACAGGAGUGUCCAAUGCAACGUUGAAGUAGAAUUUGGCAAGAAAUUUGUUAUGUUCGACGAUAACGAAAUGUAUCAGAUUAAGAUGCCUCGUAAGAGAUCGGACGGAGAAGUUUAUGAGAUUGGAGAUGUUACGAGCAGGUUAAAUAACACCAUGCAUUACGUAAAGCAGUUCUCGAAAACAACACAGUAUUUAAUAGAAAAAAACGAAUACAACAAUAUGGAUUGGAUGGACGAAAUCCUACAGCUGACGGAUCAAUUGUCAUGCAAAAUAAAUCAACGUUUUGGGGAUGAAUGUCACGUGUGGAACAACGUAAAUUGGGGCGAUAAUGUUCCAUAUUGGAACCAGUAUUAUAAGGUUGUGGGAGUGUAUAACUUUCCGUAUGAGGGGAGACCCGAGGAAGAUGUGAUCCUCGAGGUGUUAUCUGAAGAGAUCAACAAGUGUUUUGAUAAGCACGUUCGGGGCAGCAAACUAGGGAUACCCGUGGAGGCGUUGAUGAACGCUGUCAAACAUAUCACGGAUGACGUUGAAAAAGUUAUUAUGCUCAUGGAGGACAGCGGAUACGAGUUGGAAGGUAAAUCCGUGGUGUACACUGGCGACUAUGUCUCGGAGGCCAACUAUGAGGCGGAUUUCGACUCCAGCUUUGAUUCCGAUUCCGUAUCCAAUGGAAGCUCUAGCGGACUCGAUUAUAAUGGCCGCUUGCUCAACCCGACCAUUGGCCGCAAAAUCAAGAUGCUGCGUCUGAUGUUGCCCCAAGAAGAUGACUAUAAGCGGGCUUUAGGCAAAGUCAUAUGUAGGCUGAAGAAGAUCGCGUUGAGUUCUGUGCCAUACAUGCAGGGCCCGGCUCGAUCCAAAUGGCUUCGAUCGAAACUUCUCGAACUGUUCACGAUGACGGAGAAAUCGAUUUUGAGAAGGAAACUGCGGAAAAACGAGAUCGUUCCGUUAAAAGGUUUGCAUUAUGACACGGGGGAUGAAAUAAACAGCCAAUUGUCUAGAAUUAAAGCAGAAGAUGAUACAGCGAUAAGAUUAGUGGAAAAGUAUGAGGCUAUAUUGCGGAUGUCAGCAGAUAACUCUGACAAAGUGAUUUACGAACACGGCAGUAACAAGUCUUCUCCUUCUAAGGUUACCGACGGUUCAAAAAAUAGUAGCAGUGUUGACUUACAUGACAAAUUUCCUGCUGCCGAGACUAAUGAUUUAAGUUUGUUACCUAACGAAGAAUUGACACGUUACACGUUAGAUGACCAACACAUUGAUGGUCUACAAGAUCGGGAAGAAAAAGAUACGAGUCUGUAUGAAGAUGAAACAAAAGAAAUAAAAAUUAGAAAAUACGGUAAUAAAAUUUCGCCAAAACAAUCUAAGGACAAGAAAUCGCGCAAAGAUAAUAAAGGGAAAAGCAAAACCAAAUCUAAGAAAAGGAAACAAACUAGCUCAAACAGCAGUAUUUGUAAAAAGAAAACGAAACACAGUGCGACUCGAAUAGAAGUGAAUCGAAGUCUGGUACAUACAUCUUGUAACAAAGUUCUGGACAGGAGAAAUGAUAGUGCCAGACAUAAACCUGGGAAAGUUAUGAACAAAAUGACAUACAAUAAUACAUUAGUUUGUAUCGAUACGAUGAAGAGGAAAAUGGGGCCUACUUUGGUUCUCACGGUUCCGCCCAAACCUAUUCCAGGCAGCAUACUUGAAUUAUGUCACCCUCAUUUACAUGACAAAAGAGCUGAGCCCUUUCAAAAAACCAUCAACUCCUGGGAUGACACAGCCGAUUCACCUGUGGCCCCUGUGGCGGCCACUGAACACAGUCAAACGGUAGACAUUUUGAGCCAAAGCGAAACGGUAAUGGUGGCUUUGCAAAGAAUGAUUGGUACUGACCCAGAUGUGUAUACAGAAAUACACGAGCAUGAAUUAGAGCUGGCAGAGUUGAACAGUUUGUUGAAUGAUACCACAUACUUUGCUCAUACCGAGAAGAAUCCGUCUAAAGUUGCGGUGUAUGAUCCACCUGGAAUAGGCGCAUUCACUCAAAAGUCUACCAGCGCACAGCAAGAAAUUACCCCUUUUCCUUGCAUAUUGAAGACUCCGGUUGUAGAAAUCGUGACGCAAGACGGCCAGGAAUUGAUCGCUUUACAACGUACCAUUGGUACCGACCCAGAAGUUGAUACCGAAGAGAACGAGCAAGAAUUAGGGAAUUCGAAAUUAACAACUUCUCUUACUAAUAUGGCAUCGUUCGAGAAGUUUCCUGUCGGAGUAGGGAACGCGACAUCACAGGAAUUCUUUUUAUAUGAUUUAAACGAACCAACAACAUCGAAAGGGAUUCGUCAUGUAAGCAUGGACGUGCAAUGUGGCACAGGGCGUCAGAUAUCUGCGACGACUUCAUUCACGUGUCCCUUGAACUUUAAAAAUGACUGCGUAACCUCAACGCACGACAUAUUAAAAGCUUGUGAACCAAUGGCGCCUCCUUGGAUGAAAUCUGUUGGUAUCAAAAUAAAAGACUCAAAUCAUGAAAUCAAUGAUACAUCCAAAGAAACAGAAACUGAUUGUAGUUCUUUCACAAUAGUUGGUGAUGAGUUCAUAAAUACACUACCCAAAAACUCUGCGCUAAUUGAAACUCGGCACCCUAACUUACUAAUGGAAAAAACUCUUGACUAUACCAAGAAAACGAUACCUAAUAUGCUAUCUAGAAACAUCAAGAGCCCUAGGCCAUAUGGCCGGCCGAAAUGGAAUGAAAUUAAAAAGAAAGAUUCUAAUCACGUAGUGUCUCGGAUUUUACAUGUACCAAAAGGGGUACGGUCCAAACUGAGCUGUGGGGGUGUCCACGUCCAUAGUUACAAAAGUUUGGAGGUAUCUGAAGACGUAGUUUACCAAGGCGAGUGGCAAAGACACAGGCCAUAUCGUAAUCCUAAAAAACUUAACCAACCUUCUACGGAUAAAUUAAAGUUUCCCCGUAAAGCGAGUGUCCCGCCAAUACUCCAGAAGCCGAUAGUUCAAAAAACCGUCGUUACGCCUAUAAUAAUCCGAAAUACUAAAGCGAGCAAGAUGAAGGAAGUUGUGACUAAGAUGCACAUACAAGCUAAAUUAGUUCCUGCAAAGCAGCAAGUACCUAAAAACAGGACCGUAAUUCGGCGGGUGCCAAAGGUUACAUCCAAAUCGAAUGUUAGUUAUUCAAAACCAAUAAAGGUAAAAUCAAAUAAGAUAAUCGAGCCUCCGCGGAAUACUAGAUAUGCAUCAAAGCCUACUAUAAUAAAAGAAAAUACCAUUGCGAUCACACAGAAGAGAAAAGUGUACAUUCCUCCCUAUUUGGAGAAAAUGGCAAAAAAGCAGCAGGUCCAAAAAAAACCCAGCAAGAUAGAGGCUAAAUCAGAUAGUCUGUCAAAUCAGUUAAAUGUGAAGAACGAACAGAUUACGUCGAUAUCAUCGGAAUCGAAAGUUGAAGAUCUAUUAUCGCCGUUGUUAAAAGUCUCCAUUAAACCUGCAAAGGAUGUAAAUUACGUUGUGUAUCGGAAUGAAAUGGAGAACUCUAAUUGCAGAACUGCAAUAGAAAAUAUGCCUGUUACGGCCAGACCUAGUAGUCAGGAAGAUGUUUUAAGGCGCAAACUCAGCAAUCUCAGCAACAACGACUCUGCAUACUCAUCUACCAACAGCGCCCCCAUCGCGUUAAAGCCAGUAAUUGCAAAUAUCCAUCUUUUUCAAUCAAGUAGGAAAACUACGGCGGUAAAAUCAACAAUAAAGUCUAGCAUAAAACGCGAAGGGACAGAUAGCAAAAUGGUUUCCAGAAUGAAGAAACUAGCCAAAUUAAUGUUUUUGAAAAAAUCACACACUAAUGUUGCAAACCACUUGCCAAAAGUCUCUACCAUAUCACAAAACUCAUCGAAAAUGUCUCUAAAAGUUGAUUUAUUGUUAGACGAGACGGGCAAUAAUACUGCAUCUAGUGAAGAGUCAAAGUCCAGUGUCACAGAAACGACAUUUUUUGAAAGUUCUAAUAGCAAAAUUGAGUCAUGUCAGAAUGACAAACCGGGCUCAAAAACUACUUUAGUACUUGAUUGUAGUGAAUCAAAUACACGAGACUUGAAGGCGGAAUCGGGUUUCGACUUUAGUGAAGCAAAAUUUGAUACUCAAGAAUCUUCCAAUAAAAGCUCUCCCAGAAUUUUAGACAACGAUGUGCGGUCGAAAGCGAUGGACAAUACUAGUGAAACCGAAACCGAUAGCUCUAAUGAUAUUUUAGUUGAAAUGAGGAAAUUGUUAGAAGAAUGCUUGAACUUUAAAGAUACAUCGGGAGUGACUAUAAAUACAGUUUCUGAGGAUGCCGAUCUAAACUCUUGUGAUUUUUACAAUGUUACUCCUAUUGGAUCUGAGACGAAUGAGACUAGCAGUAGUUUUCACCGAACUUAUGGCGUUGGGUCGACAGUAAGCCUGACGCAGAGUUUUACAGAUUUCUCGUAUAAGUCGCUGCCGUCAGAGUCGAGAGCGCGUUAUACGUUUUCUGAGAGCGUUAUAGACGAAAGUUGGUACAACAUCGCUGAUUCCAGGCCAGGAAGCGAAGUUCAAUCUGAAAAUAAGGAUGCUAUUAGCAUAACCCAGAAACCGAAAACUGAUCUUGCGUUGAGCUCUUUCUCCGUGAACGCUCAACCGAGUCCUUUAGCGUUGGGGCAACAGCCAGACUACGUUAACCUCGUCGACUCCGAGACUGGGAGUUGUGCGCAGGCGGCUAGGCGAGCUACCUCUGAAGAAGUGUUUGUGUCCGGCCGUUCGUCCGAGAGUUACGUGUCUUGCGCGGUGGAGGAAGACGCUUCAAUUCCGAGCUGGUUGUAUGACAUCAGUCGGCAGGCAUCGGGUAGCUUCUCGUCGGACCGGCCCGCCGUCCUACCCGAAGUUGUCUCCGAACUGGACUUGGACGUGAAUGGCAACGAGCUGACGAUACACGGCGCGGGCGCGGGUGACGGCUGCGGAAUCCACAGCGACCAAUCGCAGGACAGCUCGGGUCAGGGGACCUCGUUCAGCUCUACUGCAAGCUCGACAGUUCAUAGCGAGUCCAUCGUGGUUGACCCGGCAUCGUUCCUGGCAGACUAUUCACCACCGGGUGAACGAUCACAUUCCCCGGCCAUAGCUCCACUAGAGGAAUCGAUUGAAACUUUAGACAUCGCAGCGUCCGAAAACCAAAACCGGCCUCUAAACAGAAAUCGUAUCCCACGGACCAUACACAGGGCGAGCUUGCCGGCCAGCGACGCCGACAUCAGCUCGAUUGACACGGACGCCCCCUCCGAUUAGAACGACAUUAUCGUUUACUUUUCAAGCAUCGGAUUAUUCCAACUUUGUAACCCUGCAAUACGUAUUUUAUCUUAAAAAUACAGCGAUUCACCAAAGCGGACGAAUGAAAUGAAAAAU